AGCGCGGGGCGGGGUGAGCGGCGGAGGGGGCGUGCCCCAGACCGGGGGCGGGGUCAUGAGUGCGGCCUACGUAGCCAGAGUGGAGACGGAGGGCAAGAAGCAGGCGCGUGGACUGGCGGUUCAUUUCAGCAUCAAAACUAGGAAAAGUAAUUAGGAAUGGCUGUGGAGGAACUUCAGUGCAUAAUAAAAAGAUGUCAAAUCCUAGAAGAGCAUGAUUUUAAAGAAGAAGAUUUUGGCCUCUUUCAGCUAGCAGGCCAAAGAUGCAUUGAAGAUGGGUAUAUAAACCAGCUGCUAGAGAUUAUUCAAGAUGAAAAGAACAAGACCAUCAUUAAGACUAUGGGGUGGAAUCUUGUUGGUCCUGUUGUCCGAUGCCUCCUGAGGGGCAGGGAAGAGGAUAAAAGAGAAGAGUGUUUUCUGAUCUUUGAUUUGCUGGUGAAGUUGUGUAAUCCAAAGGAAUUGUUGUUGGGUUUGCUUGAACUCAUUGAAGAGCCCUCCGGGAAACAGAUAUCUCAAAUUAUUCUUCUUUUACUGCAACCAUUACAGACAGUUAUUCAGAAACUUCCUAACAACAAGGCAUACUCGGCUGGAUUAGCAUUGUCCACGCUCUGGAGUCAGCUGUCUCUUCUUCCUGUCCCACACUCAGAAGAACAAAUACAGGCAGAUGACUAUGGCCUUUGUCAGUGUUGCAGGGCCUUGAUAGAGUUCACGAAACCCUUUGUGGCAGAAGUUGCUAGUGAUAAAGAAGACCCAGCAAACACAAAGCUGAAGGAUGAACUACUGAAAUUCUGUUUCAAAAGCUUGAAAUGCCCUUUGCUGACAGCACAAUUCCUCGAACAGUCUGAAGAAGUUGGAAAUGACCCUUUCCGGUGUUUUGCAUCUGAAAUAAUAGGAUUUUUAUCACAAAUUGGAUAUCCUGUCCCCCAAAUUAUUCUUAAUCAUGGAAGGAAAAAAAGGACUUGGGAUUACCUUGAAUUUGAAGAAGAAGAAGACAGACAACUGGCAGACUCUGUGGCUGCUCUGACAUACCUAGUCUUUGUUCAGGGCAUCGGUACCGACCAGCUUCCCAUGGUCUUAAGGACCGGAAGUGGAGUUGAUGACAGCACCUGUGAGGACGGCCGACUAACUUCCAGGACCGGAAGUGGAAGAAAAGUGACUCCCAAAAGUAAGUCCUUUGACUUCUACAUCAGUGUCAUCAUCUCCAGCGCCCAUGUGCAGGCAUGUACACAAGUAAUACAGUAUUAAAACCCCAAAAGACGACAACAAAAUAAACAUGAAAAGAAAACAACCCGCUCUCCUUGCUUAGCUUAGAUGUAGAAAUACUCAACAAAAUGCUUCUAAGGCGAACUCUUCAGUGUCAUAAUAAGAUCAUGUAUCGCACUCAAUUUGGUCUCAGUUCAGAUGAAGAAAGUGUUUCAGCAUACAUCAGGAAAUCUAACUCAGGGCGUACAUAUAUUGACUCAAAGACAAAUAUCUGUGGUUGUCUCAUUGUCAGAUGCAGGAGAUCCUUUAGCAAGAUUCAGUAUCCCUUCCUGAUUACAGCCCCAAAGAAACAGAAAUAGAAGGACUGUGCAUCACUGAUUCAGGCCAACAUCCUACUUCCAGUGACACACUGAGUACAUUGCUUUUAAAUCAGUAGAGCUGCCGUAUCAAAUAAACAAUUAAAGUGCAGAAACAUACUGCCCUAGUUCUAGAGGUGGGGAGUAUGUGGUUAUCAGAACUUGCUUGUUCCUGAGGGCUGGUGCUACAGUGUGCUUUCUGUUGCUACGAUAGAUACCAUGGACAAAAGCAACUUGAAGAAAGGGUUCAUUUGGAUUCCAUUUUCCAUCAAAAUCUGUCUUUGAAGGAAGUCAGGACAGGAGCACAAGGAAGGAGCUUGGAGCAGGAACCCUGCUUACUUGGGGCUUACUGUCUGGCUUGCUCACUGGCUCAGGCUCAGCUGUCUCUUUAACAGCCCAGACCAGUGUACCUAGGGAAUGGUACUACCUACUGUGGGCUGGGCCAUCCAUAUCAAUCACAACCAUAGAUACAGGCCAGGCUCACCAAGGUAACUCUGCACUUGAAAUUCUCUUUUCCUGGAUGAGCCUAAGUUGUGUCAAGUUGACAGUAAACUAGGGAGUCCAGCUAGGAAGAAGAAUCUCCAUGCUUCUCUGCCAUUUGGAUCUUUAAUGGUCUUUGCCUUCAUAUCCCUACAUCAUUCUUUGCGGUGCCAUGUUUUACCUCUCUGCCUGGCGUACUUUGGCACCACAGGCAUGCCAGCUCAGAGAAGGCUGGGCAGUCUGGAAAGGAGAGUCCACAACCUCUGUUUCCCUUUGGGGCAUCAGAUGCUGCUACAUGCCUCACCAGAAUGGGAAAGUGGGGUCUGGGAUAAGUGCUGUAGUUCCCCGUCUCCUCUCUGGGAACCCAGGCCCUGCCAGUGUUCCGCACGGAAGUCAGGAACUUGGGUCUGAGGUCCACACUUCCCCUCAGGGCAUGUGCAGGUCCACAUUUCCCUUCCGCGUGUAUACACCAGACUGGAAGGGGGAAGGCAGAGUCUGAGAUGAGCAGGAUCUGGUCUCUUUGGGAGUGAGUACUGGAGGGGUGGGAGAAGAGAAAAGCCUUCUUCGGGAGUCUUCGGUGUGACUCAUUUAGGCAGAGGCCUUUCUGCAUCUUUAGUGAAACAGCUCUCUGAAGCAAUGCUUGCCCGACUAUAUUGCCUUAUUGGCAGAAAAUGUGAAGCAUAUUGCUUUAUUCAGGUGAGCCAGGGAUUAUAUACCUCUUGGGGAAAGGCGGGAUGGUAUCUAGGAAGGGAAGGUCAUUGGCUGAAGGCUAAGACUAUCUAGAUACCUAAUUAGUGCCCAUGAUCCUCUCAGUUGGGUGUCAUGGUUACGUGUUCCAGGGCAGGUACAAACAGGUAGGGAAGGGCUCCACUCUUGCCAUUCUCAAAUCUCUGAGAUUCCCCAGGGUUUGAACUCACUCAGCUUCACCCAUUCAACCCACCUGCCCUACUUUUUUUUAAUGAUUCAUUUAGUUAUAUUUAUUUGUGUGCCUGCAGAAAUCUGAAGUGGGCAUUUGAUCCCUGGGGCAGGAUUACAGGUAGUUGUGGGCCACCUGACAUUUGUGCUGGGAACUGAAGUUGUCUGCAAAAGCAGUAUGGGCUCCUAACCACUGAGCCUUCUUUCCAGCCCCUGAAUUUCCUAUUUAGUAGGCAUGAGGUACUGGGUGAGAGCUGACCUCCAAAAAGCUACUGUAUUUUAACUCAAUAAAAUCCUUAAGUCCAAUCUUGUGAGUUCAGGAGGCUCUGAGUCCAACAUUGUUUUUGAAGGAGAACACAAUUCAAACAGUAUGUGUAUGUGUGAGAGAUUCGGGGGCUAAAAUUGGAGAUCAGUGUUAAGAGUGCUUAUCUAGCAUGUGUGAGGCCCUGGUUUGCUCAGUGGUUGAGCAGAAGAAAUUG
Molecule: messenger RNA, 3430 nt
Organism: Rattus norvegicus (Norway rat)
Lineage: Eukaryota; Metazoa; Chordata; Mammalia; Rodentia; Muridae
Source: RefSeq, a predicted model, not a curated record